UGUCCUACUGCAGAUAUACUCCUACAGUAGAAGAACUUUUUCGUUCACGAUGCAAGAUAUCCCAUCCCAGUGUACCGUUCUUGUUGUGGGCGGUGGCCCGGGAGGGUCUUUCACAGCCUCUGCUCUCGCACGGGAAGGCAUUGAUACUGUUUUAUUGGAAGCCGCGUCUUUUCCUAGGUACCACGUUGGGGAGAGCAUGCUUCCUUCCCUGCGCCACUUCCUGCGUUUCAUCGAUCUAGACAACAAUGGAGCCGCUUUCAAACUCAACCAAGAGAAGCGUGAAGGCUAUACCAACUUUCUUUCAGCGGGAGGGCCGGAAAGUUACACCUGGAAUGUCAUCAGAUCUGAAUCCGACGAGUUGAUGUUUCGACAUGCAAGCAAAAGCGGUGCCAAGAUCUUUGAUGGCGUUAAAGUAACCUCGAUUAAUUUUUCAUCCCGUGGAAAUGCCCCAACAACAACACCCAACGUAAGAAGCGAACGUCCGGUCUCUGCAUCUUACCAACGCAAAUCCGAUGGAAAACAAGGUCAAAUCAUAUUCGACUAUAUCGUGGACGCGAGUGGCCGAGCUGGUAUUUUACACACCAAGUAUCUGAAGAAUCGAACUUACAGCAAAUCUCUGAAGAAUCUUGCUUACUGGGGAUACUGGACUGGUACUGCAUCCUACGGGCUCGGAACCGAGCGAGCUAACUCCCCUUUCUUCGAAGCAUUGAAAGAUGAAAGCGGCUGGGCAUGGCUUAUCCCCUUGCAUAAUGGUACAACAUCUGUCGGAGUGGUCAUGAAUCAGGAUAUCGCGAUGUCACAAAGACAAGCUGCGGGGACGCAAGAGGGUUAUCAAUGUCUGCAAGACUUCUACCUCUCGUCUCUAAGACUAGCCCCGAAUCUUCUCCAGCUUCUUGAAGGAGGCAAGCUAGUCACCGAUGUCAAUUCUGCCUCGGACUACUCCUAUAGCUCAUCUUCUUACGCUAUACCAUAUGCCCGAACAGUCGGCGAUGCGGGCUGCUUCAUCGAUCCUUUCUUCUCUUCUGGUGUGCACCUGGCUCUCACUGGAGGGGUGUCGGCGGCAGCGACAAUAUGUGCUGCUAUCAGAGGUAACUGCACGGAAGAGGUAGCAGCGAAAUGGCACUCUUCGAAGGUUGAAGAAGCAUACUCUAGGUUCUUGGUCGUAGUGUUCAGCGCGUAUCGCCAAAUGCAGAGACAAGAUGAGCAUAUCCUUAGUGCGAUGCAAGAAGAUAAUUUCGACAAGGCUUUCAAUCAUCUCAGACCAAUAAUCCAGGGAACGGUGGACGUGAGCAGCAAGCUUUCUCAAGAGGAACUCCGCCAGUCGCUUGAUUUCUGUGCUGCCGCUUUUGACGAGACGCAAGCAGAAGAAAAAGAGCAGGUUAUGGAGAAGCUGAAAUCAAAUGGAAAGAACGUGAUGGAUGAGAUGCUCAACACAAGUCGUGCUGAACGUCAAAACAGCUUCUGCAGUGAGGAAGAGUUGCGCGUCAUCGGUAACAUUCGAGCUCGUCAUGUUAUUGAUGUGAAGAGUUCUAUGAGCUUUGAUAACUUCGGCGCCGAUGUGAUUGAUGGAAUGAGAGUUAACUUGCAGCCCGGAAAGCUUGGACUUGUCAGUGUUUCCACUUAGUUAGACGAAAGAAAAUUAAUUCAUUGCCGAAUUUAAUGCAGGUUCAGAGACAUGAUAGCAUGACGUCGUGUGGUACCGAAAUCGUGGUUCAAAUCUAUGCUGAGGAAGCAAAAGACAUUAUAGACUAUCG
This is a messenger RNA of Mollisia scopiformis, 1754 nucleotides long. RefSeq names its product FAD/NAD-binding domain-containing protein. Gene Ontology annotation, molecular function: monooxygenase activity. NCBI's taxonomy places the organism in Eukaryota, Fungi, Ascomycota, Leotiomycetes, Helotiales, Mollisiaceae. The record is from RefSeq and is a predicted model, not a curated record. The transcript is spliced from 6 exons. The coding region runs from base 50 to 1624 and encodes 524 amino acids.